This is a messenger RNA of Tympanuchus pallidicinctus (lesser prairie-chicken), 2956 nucleotides long. RefSeq names its product Ran GTPase activating protein 1 (gene RANGAP1). The record is from RefSeq and is a predicted model, not a curated record. Gene Ontology annotation, molecular function: small GTPase binding; GTPase activator activity. The transcript is spliced from 17 exons. NCBI's taxonomy places the organism in Eukaryota, Metazoa, Chordata, Aves, Galliformes, Phasianidae. Gene Ontology annotation, cellular component: cytosol; perinuclear region of cytoplasm; nucleus. Gene Ontology annotation, biological process: activation of GTPase activity; signal transduction; nucleocytoplasmic transport. The coding region runs from base 181 to 1914 and encodes 577 amino acids.
CUCCGCCCGCCCCUCCCCCACCCGCUCCGGCGACAGCGACGGCGGCGUGAGGCGGCCCCGUGCCGGCGACACCUCGGCCCCUCAGCGACCCGCACCCGGCGGAGGCCCCGAGGUUUUCUCGUGGAAGAUCUGGUGGCAUACGAGCCCUCGGGUAGCUCUUAGCACUGGGAAAGCAGAAAAAUGGCAUCGGAAGACAUCGCUAAGCUUGCAGAGUCGCUUGCCAAAACCAAAGUGGGUGGCGGACAGUUGAGCUUCAAAGGCCAGAGCCUUAAACUCAACACAGCUGAAGAUGCUGAAGAAGUGAUCAAACAAAUUGAGGAAUUUGAUGGCCUGGAAGCAUUGCGUCUGGAAGGCAACACAGUGGGUGUGGAGGCAGCGAAGGUUAUUGCUAAAGCCUUGGAGAAGAAGUCAGAGCUCAAGAGGUGUCAUUGGAGUGACAUGUUUACUGGGAGGCUAAGAUCUGAGAUCCCUCCUGCUUUGAUCUCUUUGGGGGAUGCACUCAUCACUGCUGGAGCCCAGCUGGUGGAGCUGGAUCUGAGUGACAAUGCCUUUGGGCCAGAUGGUGUGCGUGGCUUUGAGGCGUUGCUGAAGAGCCCUGCCUGUUACACCCUGCAGGAACUCAAGCUCAAUAACUGUGGCAUGGGCAUUGGUGGUGGCAAGAUAUUGGCUGCUGCCCUGAAAGAAUGUCACAGGAAAUCAAGUGCCCAGGGCAAGCCUCUUGCUUUGAAGAUAUUUGUGGCUGGCAGAAAUCGUCUGGAGAAUGAUGGUGCCACUGCGCUGGCUGAAGCCUUUGGAAUCAUUGGGACUCUAGAAGAGGUCCAUAUGCCACAGAAUGGAAUCAACCAUCCUGGCAUCACAGCACUGGCCCAGGCCUUUGCUAUCAAUUCAUUGCUUAAGGUUAUAAAUUUGAAUGACAACACCUUCACAGAGAAAGGAGCUGUGGCCAUGGCAGAGACUCUGAAAGCACUUCGGCAGGUUGAAGUGAUCAACUUUGGAGACUGCCUGGUGCGUUCCAAGGGUGCUCUUGCCAUUGCUGAUGCUCUUAAAGAAGGACUUCAUAAAUUAAAGGAACUGAAUUUGUCCUUCUGUGAGAUCAAACGAGACGCUGCUCUGUCUGUAGCUGAAGCUAUUGAAGAUAAGGUAGAGCUGGAGAAGCUGGAUCUCAAUGGUAACUGCCUGGGUGAAGAGGGGUGUGAGCAACUGCAGGAGAUCCUUGAAGGCUUCAAUAUGGCAACUGUGCUGGGAUCGUUGAGUGAUGAUGAAGGGGAAGAGGAGGAUGAGGAGGAGGAGGAGGAGGAAGAAGAAGAAGAAGAGGAAGAGGAAGAAGAAGAGGAGGAGGUGGAACAGCAACAGCUGAAGGAAAGAGGACAGGGAGAACAGGACUCAAUGACUCCUAAGAAAAUAAUUAGUUCACAGGAUUCAACUCCCGUGCCGUCUCCUCCUGUGGAUGUUGCCACAUUCCUUGCUUUCCCAUCACCUGAGAAGCUGCUGCGGCUAGGGCCAAAGUGUUCUGUGCUGAUAGCUCAGCAGACAGAUACAUCUGAUGUAGAGAAAGUAGUUACAGCUCUCUUAAGGAUAUCUUCAGUCUUCAAAGAUGAAGCCCCAGUAAAAACAGCAGUGCAUGAAACAACAGAUGCCUUGAUGAAAAAAGCUUUCUCUUCCGCCACGUUUAAUUCAGAUGCGUUCAUCACAAGACUCUUGAUCCACAUGGGGCUACUUAAGAGCGAAGAGAAGAUCAAAGCUGUCCCGAGCCUCUAUGGUAUUCUUAUGACUUUGAACCAUGUGGUCCAGCAGGAUUAUUUCCCUAAAUCCCUGGCCCCAGUUCUCUCUGCUUUUGUCACAAAACCAAACCGUGCUCUCGACUCCUGUUCCUUUGCCCGCCACAUGCUUUUACAAACCCUCCACCAGCUGUGAGAGGCAGAGAUGUGCCUUCUCUCCCUGUAGGACUGUCCUCAGCAGAGAACUCAGAGCUGCACAAUGAAAUCAGAUCCUGGAGCCCACGCAGAUGUGCUGUCUUUUUUUUCCUUUUUUUUGUUUUGUUUUGUUGCCCCUGUUGGAGGUCUGUCCUUCCUUCUGCUUUCAUAAACUUGGGCAAAUCCUGCUGAUUUAUUAUUAUUAUUAUUUUUAAUAUUGUUCUAUUCCUCAUGAAGUGACUCUCUGAUCUGUGGGGCUGAUGCUUACGCUCUGAGCUCAGCAUGAACUGAAGAGUCUCUCUCCAUUUCUGUAGCAUUGGCAAGGGUGUGCCAAAAUGAACACGGAGCUUGGAAGCGCCCUCAUCAGGAUCAACCCUUGCUGUCCAUUUUAUUUUAUCAGACUGUGCAGGAGGACAGCUAUGCUGCUGCUGCUUCUCCAGCCAGGGCCGUGCUUGACGUGCCCCCUGCCAGCUGCUGCUGGCUCAGAGGAGCAGGGUCUGCUCUCCAUUGAUUCUUCUUUUGAGUUUAUUUCUUGAAGGUGCCGUGUGGCCAAUCUGUAUUUUAGGGUGUUGCUCCCCCGCUACUCUGGCUUGGAGUGUCUGUGUAGUGUGGCUGACCCGGGUGGCCAUUGCUUAAGGGAGCAAGCAUAUGUUCAUUGUAAUUUUUUUUGUCACUGCCUGUGUAGUUUUCCUUUUCCCUCUCCUUUCCUGGCUAAAUAGACUCGGUCUGGAAAUGAAUACAAUCCAUGAAGUCCAUACGAAAUGUGUUCCCUUUCUCCUUCAGUCUUACCUUUGGAACAGUGGGACUGUUCACAUGUUUGAAAGCUGAGCACAGGUAAGAGCACAGAAUUAGGGCAAUGGUGGUGUUCCUCAGGUAGGGCAGCCCUUGUUCUUGCGCGGAAGGAGUAGCAGGAGGUACCCCAUGCUCUACACUGAAGUUGGUUCACCUGCCUGCAUGUUGGUGUCAACUACCUGCACUCGUCUUUUGGGCUUCUGAGAAUCUACACCUCUCUUUAGAGUAAUAAAAAGUAAUAAUUCCCUUCA